This is a messenger RNA of Saccostrea echinata, 1662 nucleotides long. RefSeq lists its product as uncharacterized. The transcript has 19 exons. NCBI's taxonomy places the organism in Eukaryota, Metazoa, Mollusca, Bivalvia, Ostreida, Ostreidae. The record is from RefSeq and is a predicted model, not a curated record. Bases 1 to 1662 code for a protein of 553 amino acids.
AUGAAAGAUUCCACUUUAAGAAAUGCUACUUUUAAUGAAGAAUUUGAUGUUCCAUUUGAUAUGUACGAGAAUCGAAAAGCGAGAAAACGUAAAGCGGUUAAAGAUUCCACUUUAAAACAUACAACUUUUAAUGAAGAAUUAGAUGUUCCGUUGAUUGGGUACAAGAUUCCAAAAGCGAGAAAAUAUCAAGCGAUUAAAAAUACUACUUUUGAUGAAGAAUUAGAUGUUUCCUGUGAUUGGUACGAGAAUCCAAAAGCAAGAAAAGAUAACGCAAUUAAAGAUUCCACUUUAAAAUUUACUACUUUUGAUCAAGAAUUAGAUGUUCCGUUCAAUGGGUACAAGAUUCCAAGAGCGAGAAAAUAUCAAGCGAUUAAAAAUUCCACUUUAAAAAAUACUACUUUUAAUGAAGAAUUAGAUGUUCCCUGUGAUGGGUACGAGAAUCCAAAAGCGAGAAAAGAUAAAACAAUUAAAGAUUCCACUUUAAAAAUUACUACUUUUGAUCAAGAAUUAGAUGUUCCGUUCAAUGGGUACAAGAUUCCAAGAGCGAGAAAAUAUCAAGCGAUUAAAAAUUCCACUUUAAAAAAUACUACUUUUAAUGGAGAAUUAGAUGUUCCCUGUGAUGGGUACGAGAAUCCAAAAGCGAGAAAAGAUAACGCAAUUAAAGAUUCCACUUUAAAAAUUACUACUUUUGAUCAAGAAUUAGAUGUUCCGUUCAUUGGGUACAAGAUUCCAAGAGCGAGUAAAUAUCAAGCGAUUAAAAAUUCCACUUUAAAAAAUACUACUUUUAAUGAAGAAUUAGAUGUUCCCUGUGAUGGGUACGAAAAUCCAAAAGCAAGAAAAGAUAACGCAAUUAAAGAUUCCACUUUAAAAAUUACUACUUUUGAUCAAGAAUUAGAUGUUCCGUUCAAUGGGUACAAGAUUCCAAGAGCGAGAAAAUAUCAAGCGAUUAAAAAUUCCACUUUAAAAAAUACUACUUUUAAUGGAGAAUUAGAUGUUCCCUGUGAUGGGUACGAGAAUCCAAAAGCGAGAAAAGAUAACGCAAUUAAAGAUUCCACUUUAAAAAUUACUACUUUUGAUCAAGAAUUAGAUGUUCCGUUCAUUGGGUACAAGAUUCCAAGAGCGAGUAAAUAUCAAGCGAUUAAAAAUUCCACUUUAAAAAAUACUACUUUUAAUGAAGAAUUAGAUGUUCCCUGUGAUGGGUACGAAAAUCCAAAAGCAAGAAAAGAUAACGCAAUUAAAGAUUCCACUUUAAAAAUUACUACUUUUGAUCAAGAAUUAGAUGUUCCGUUCAUUGGGUACAAGAUUCCAAGAGCGAGUAAAUAUCAAGCGAUUAAAAAUUCCACUUUAAAAAAUACUACUUUUAAUGAAGAAUUAGAUGUUCCCUGUGAUGGGUACGAAAAUCCAAAAGCAAGAAAAGAUAACGCAAUUAAAGAUUCCACUUUAAAAAUUACUACUUUUGAUCAAGAAUUAGAUGUUCCGUUCAUUGGGUACAAGAUUCCAAGAGCGAGUAAAUAUCAAGCGAUUAAAAAUUCCACUUUAAAAAAUACUACUUUUAAUGAAGAAUUAGAUGUUCCCUGUGAUGGGUACGAAAAUCCAAAAGCAAGAAAAGAUAACGCAAUUAAAGAUUCCACUUUAAAAAUUACUACUUUUGAUCAAGGCUAA